Syzygium oleosum is the source of this 2668-nucleotide messenger RNA. RefSeq names its product protein NRT1/ PTR FAMILY 4.5-like. Gene Ontology annotation, molecular function: transmembrane transporter activity. Bases 1 to 1809 code for a protein of 602 amino acids. Gene Ontology annotation, biological process: oligopeptide transport; transmembrane transport. NCBI's taxonomy places the organism in Eukaryota, Viridiplantae, Streptophyta, Magnoliopsida, Myrtales, Myrtaceae. Gene Ontology annotation, cellular component: membrane. The record is from RefSeq and is a predicted model, not a curated record. The transcript is spliced from 6 exons.
AUGAACCUAUCUAUGGAGACCAAGACUGAGUUUGUCGAGGGGAAGGUGGAUUGGAAGGGAAAAAAUGCUUUGAAGCACAAGCAUGGUGGGAUGAGGGCUUCUUGGCUCAUUCUAGGGGCAUUUAGCUUUGAGAUCGUGGCGACUUUGGCACUCGCUGUCAACUUGGUGACAUACUUCAAUGGAGUGAUGCACUUUGAGCUAGCUGACGCAGCUAACCAGCUCACAAACUUCCUGGGGACUUGUUACAUCCUCCCCAUACUUGCAGCCAUUCUCGCCGACACUUUCAUCGGCAGAUUCAAGACCGUCCUCAUUUCAGCCUCAGUCGAAUUCCUGGGACUGGCACUCCUAACAGUGCAAGCUCACUAUCCGAAGCUUCGACCGCCGCCGUGCAACGUAUUUGAUCCCACUUCCCACUGUGAGAAAAUCAGCGGUGGAGAUGCUGCUCUCCUAUUCCUCGGCUUAUACUUGUUGGCCAGUGGCAGCGCGGGCAUGAAGGCCUCCCUGCCAGCCCAUGGCGCCGACCAGUUUGAUGAGGGAGAUUCAAGGGAGGCAAGGCAGAUGUCUAGCUUCUUCAACUGCUUCUUUCUGUCUGUGUGCACCGGGGGGAUGGUGAGCCUGACGCUUGUUGUCUGGAUCCAAGAUAACAAAGGAUGGGACUGGGGGUUCGGCCUGUCUACCAUUGCCAUGAUCGUGGCAAUAAUCGUCUUUGCUGCGGGACUGCCACUGUACCGGAUUCAGAUAGUUCAGAAAUCUAGCGCCAUCAUUGAAAUCAUUCAGGUAUAUGUAGCUGCAAUCAGCAAACGAGAUCUUCCACUUCCCGAGGACCCAACAGAGCUUUAUGAACUUGAUAAAGAUGGAGAAGCUGCCUCGGAAGCAGAAUUUUUACCUCACACCGACAAUUUCAGGUUUCUUGACAAAGCAGCCAUUCAGAAAACUUCACCAGUGCAAUUCGGAGGUGAGAAAGUGCCGAAUCGAUGGGUGUUGUGCCCAGUCACACAAGUGGAGAAUGCCAAGAUCAUAAUAGGCAUGGUCCCUAUCUUCUGUUGCACCAUCAUCAUGACCCUAUGCCUUGCUCAGCUCCAAACCUUCUCCAUCCAACAAGGCCUAACCAUGGACACAAGCAUCACUAGGUCCUUCCACAUUCCACCCGCCUCCCUGCCCAUCAUCCCAACCGCCUUAAUGAUCGUCAUCAUCCCAGUCUAUGACCGGGUCUUUGUACCCUUUGCACGCAAGCUCACAGGCCACCCGGCUGGCAUCACGCAACUGCAGCGCAUUGGGGUUGGCCUGGUCCUGUUCUCUGUCUCAAUGGCCGUGGCUGCAGCUGUCGAGGUCAAACGAAAAGCUGUGGCGAGGAACCGCCACAUGCUUGAUGCGGUGCCUGUGCUCCAACCUCUCCCAAUCAGCACGUUCUGGCUGUCCUUCCAGUACCUCAUUUUCGGGAUCGCGGACAUGUUCACAAAUGUGGGGCUCCUCGAGUUCUUCUACUCUGAAGCGCCGAAGGGGCUCAAAUCAGUCUCGACUUGCUUCCUCUGGAGCUCCAAGGCACUCGGGUACUUCUUCAGCACGAUAAUGGUAAAGAUUGUGAACAGCGCGACAAAGGGGAUAACAAGGAGCGGAGGCUGGUUGGCUGGGAACAACAUUAACCGGAACCAUUUGAACCUGUUCUACUUGUUGCUUUCCAUGCUUAGCUUGAUCAACUUCUUCGUCUAUUUGAUUGUUGCAAGGAGGUACAAUUACAGGACUAAGUCACAAGUGAGAACAACACUAUGUGAGGAAGUGAGGGAUAAUAAUGUGGAAGAGUCAAGUUGAAUCAAAUCAGAAGUUGAAUGUUGCUACAGUUUGGUGUUCUGAGAUAUCAUUUGGUGUUCAUGACUGGAAGCAAUUGGUAAUUCGGGUGCAAUGACGACGACUAGCACUUGUAAUCUUCCCAUAACCAUCUAUUUUAAUGUUAAUUUCUCUUCUUAAUGAUAAUGACUACUGCUUGAGACAUCAACUAAUGGACUAAAAUCACGGGAAAGGUUUAAGAAAUUUAUCCCUAUAAUUGGAAGAUAAAGCAUUAUUUUACUGGAGAGUAUCAAUUAACAAUUUGACCUAGUAAAGUUUACAAUCACACAUCUUGCUUCGAAUAAGUUUUAUUAUUAUAGUUAUAGAUAUAGAUAUAUAAGAUCUUUCUGUACUAUAUAUAUUAUAGCGCCACUCUGAAGAAUCACAAAUCAAUCUAUAUUUUGCUGCUUUUGUUCUUCUUCUGAGACAAUUCAUUUGGUGUUAGUGCUAUGGAUGAAUUAUCGGAUCGUUGAGAGGAUCGAUUCUCAUUGUUAUUUUGAUGGACGGAUGACUUUUGUGGCUUGUUAUGCAGUGUCCCUCAAUGUUGUGGACGUUUGUUAAUUUAGUUUAUGGAUGGUGGAGACUCGUCAGGCUUGCUUCUCAAUGAUGUUAUAGUUGGUUGUGGACUUCUUAUUCUACUGGCUUAUGAAAUGUGUUUUUUGAGGAUUAUUUUGCAUGGUGGAUGAUUAGAUUAUUGUAUUGCAGGUUAUUUUAUUUUAUCAUAACAGGCUUUUGAUUUGUUAUGAUAUCGUUAUAUGGUUUUUUUUGUUUUUACUUUUUUAGUUUGGUCAUUUGGGGUUCAGCUGCAUCAACCUCGUAUAUGCAAGAUUCCACACAAUCGGUA